AUGAACACGAUCGCGACCCGACGACAGCUGCCGCUGCUGCUCCUCCGCACGCCGCCGCCGCCGCAAUGGCAUAGGCAGCCGGCUCGUUUUCAAUGGGUCAGCGCCCGCCCUCUCGAAUUCGAGGGACGCGGAGAGGACCGUAAGGACAGCAAGAAGAAGGAAGCGCAGUCCUCGAUUUUCCAAGAGAUGUUCCCUGAAGAGGGCGACAACAACGCUCCAUACCGACAGCGCGAGGAGGAGGACGAAACCAAAGUCCGCAUCGUCACGUCUACACAUGUGGACAAGUCCGAAGUGACCGAGUGGAGGGCGGCGAUGGCUGCCAGGGAGGAGAGGAGAAGGAAAUACCUGGAGGCCAGGAGCGCGGCACUGUCCUCGAUACCGGACCUGCUCGUGCCGAAGGAGAAGGUAAAGAAGGGCAAGAGGAACAAAAAGGGCAGGACAAAAUCAAAGAGCAAGACGGAGGACAAGCCGGAGAGCAAACCGGAGGACACGCCGCAGAACAUGCAAUGGGGCCUUGGAAGUUCGGUGAUACCCUCACGCAAAUCAGCACCAAAGACGGAGGAGGAGCAGGCCGAGGCACCCAAGCCAGCACGCAAGUCCCCGUCUCUAUACAAGGAGCUCUUCAAGGACGACGCCUCUCCCAAGCCGACCGACCCGGCCGAGGAUAGACACGUGAACCACGGCGACCUCCAGGCCUGGAUUGACUCCCUCCCGAGAGGCGACAGCGGACCGGCAGACAAGGAGCAGUCCUCGCUGCUCAUCCUCUCCAACGCAAGCACGAACCUCAGCGAGAGCGACUUCUACCGCGUCGGGCCGCAGGGCCAGCACCUCGACGGCUGGGGCGUCUCCAUCAGCAAGGUCAUGCAGGCCUACGACCACAACACGCUCCAGCCGCUGGGCCGCUAUUUCAUCCUCUUCGCCUCCCACCACGCCGCGGCGCUGUACCAGAGUGAGGCCCAGCGCCGGCACAACGCCGCCCGUUUGCGUCUGCAGUCCGCCGCCGCGCCCCUCGCGGCCGCUCCCGAGCCGGGCGACCCCGACAUCUUCACCCUCGCGGCCCCGUCCAACGCGCCGCUGAGCCUGCACCUCUACAAACUCAACAAGGCGGCCGAGAAGCGCCUGGAUUCCUUCAGCGUGCAGGGCCUGCUGAGCAUGACCCCCGACCCGCCCCCGCGCGCCUGUUCCCCCGUCGUCCUGUCCCUCGAGGGCGGCACGCUCGACCAGCGCUCGCUGUCGCACUGGAUUAGGCGGGAUGCGCGGGAUAGGGGCCUGGGCUGGCCGGUGCAGCACAUACGUCCGUACUUCCCGCCCAGGAUACACCAAAGGGGCCCGCUGGAGGAGCCGACCGAGGACGACUACCACUGGGACGAGGACUCGGCACCCAAGAUCGUCGACCCCGAGGCGGUGGCCCGGAAGACCAUGGACGAGACGGCCAGGUCGGCGCUGUUCGUCCUGUCGUUCCCGGACGCCCACGAGGCACGGCGGUUCGUCCGGGCGUGGCACCACAAGGAGCUCGUCCGGUUGCGGGGCGAGAGCGUGACGGUGAGAACCCACUUUGUGUGGUAG
Messenger RNA from Colletotrichum chrysophilum, 1566 nucleotides. RefSeq lists its product as uncharacterized. The record is from RefSeq and is a predicted model, not a curated record. NCBI's taxonomy places the organism in Eukaryota, Fungi, Ascomycota, Sordariomycetes, Glomerellales, Glomerellaceae. The coding region runs from base 1 to 1566 and encodes 521 amino acids. The transcript has a single exon.